CCGGUUCUUGCGAACUUCCACAUCAACUCCUGCUGGUGAGCCCAUUGAUAAAAGUCUGAAUUACCAUUUAAAUGGCUCACUAUUUUAAGCUGAGAUGUUGUACAUGUCCAGAGGAGAAGGAACAACAAAAGAAGAGGAGACAUGAGCAAAAACUGAAGUGAAAGGUUUAUAUUAUACAAGUUCACCAGACCCUUAUUUUGGUAGUCUACUGCUUAUUAUCUUGGAGCGUUGCGUUUUUUCGAGCAGCACUUGAACGCACCUGUGUAGUUUGAAGAACUCGUGUUGCUGCAGCCUGCGAGCCUAAAACAACGAGACCAAGCAAAGCAUGAUCGGCUAGUCUAAACUGCACUUUUACUCCAGUGAACCUGCGCAUUGGAGGUUUUCAAAGCACUGUCUUAAAUGGAGCUAGAGGACCAAUGGUGGAAGGGACAACUUGCUGCAGAUAUUUACCAGGCGCUCAGAUGCAAAGAGCUCAAACUGCCGUCCUACAAAGGCCAGUCCCCUCAGCUGAACCUCAGGCGAUACUUUGCAGACCUCAUCGCCAUCAUCUGCAACCGCUUCUGCCUUUGCCCCGCGGCCAGACACCUGGCCGUCUACCUGCUGGACCUCUUCAUGGACCGCUAUGACGUCACCAUGCAGCAGCUCCACAUGGUCUCUCUGUCCUGUCUCCUUCUGGCAAGUAAAUUUGAGGAAAGGGAGGACCGCGUGCCGAAGCUGGAGACCCUGAACAGCCUGGGCUGCAUGAGCUCCAUGAACCUGGUCCUGACCAAGCAGGCUUUGCUCCACAUGGAGCUGCUGCUGCUGGAAACCUUCAGCUGGAACCUGUACCUUCCCACCGCAGCUCACUUCAUUGAUUACUAUUUGUCCGUCGGCGUCCUGGACGGAGAUCUGCAUGACGGCUGGCCCAUGGUGAGCCUGGAGAAGCCCAAGCUGUACAUGGCCAAGUACGCAGACUACUUCCUGGAAGUCUCCUUGCAAGAUCACAUCUUUUUGUGCUUUGCUCCGUCGCUGGUGGCGGCCGCCUGCGUGGCGGCGUCCCGCCUCAUCCUCCAUCUUUCCCCCAGCUGGCCGGCCCACCUGCAGCGCCUCACCGGCUACGCCUGGGAAAACCUCACACCCUGCAUGGAGAAGCUGCUCAUUGCACAUGACAGUGAUGUGAAGGAGGCCAAUAAGCAGCAGUGCCUUCAGCAGCAGCACAGCCAGGCGCUGCUCCACAGUUCAGGCCAGCCAGCCACUGCGUCGCAGUUCCUGCAGCUGCCCUCCAUGCAGUUCCCUCAGAAAGCCCUGCAGGCAGGCCCGGCCGCCGGCCACAGGUCUGCAUCCUACCUGCAAGGCCCCGGCGGCCCCCAGCAGAGCGACACGCAAGCCUCCGCCGCCUGUCUGGACCUGAAGCCCGGCGUUCCCAGCCGGGCGUACCCGGUCAGCAUGCACUACAGCUACCAGGCGCCGUGCUUCGACAGAUAAUCGUCGUUUUAGCGGAGAGCCAGACGCAAUCGUUUGAACGUACAGAAUGUUGUUUUUAAUUCCCAGAGACUUGAUAAGAUUUGUGCAGCACUUUGAGCCGUUCAGUGUGCAAUACAUGAGGAUGUUUCUUUUCUUAAUGUUUGAGAUACAGAGUGAAUGUCAAUGCGCUGUUUUGCACCAAUCUCUGCUAGACCAAAAAGCCUUGUGUUCAUUUUAUGCCAACCUGAAGUAUUAAUUACCCUGUGUUGAAAGUUAAGACAGCAGGAGCCAAAAGGGGGGGAUUUAUGUCAAAGUUUGUGGUUUAACUUAAGAGUUUUUGUUGCGUUGUUCUUUUUUUAAUUUUUUUUCUCUAGUUGUUAGGGCAAAUGUCAAGAACAAAGAUGGUAGAUGCUGCAGCACGUGAAAAUUAUCCCCCGAGUUUCAGUCAGCUUCUAUUGUCCUUUUAAAUAAAACGCAAACCUGUGUUGAUGAUCCGGUUCGGGGGGGAAAACAUUACAACUUGAAAUUCUGUCGGUUUCACUGUAUAAAAAUCCUUAAAAAUGGAUGACUGCAA
This is a messenger RNA of Poecilia reticulata (guppy), 2017 nucleotides long. NCBI's taxonomy places the organism in Eukaryota, Metazoa, Chordata, Actinopteri, Cyprinodontiformes, Poeciliidae. The record is from RefSeq and is a predicted model, not a curated record.